Molecule: messenger RNA, 10926 nt
Organism: Labrus bergylta (ballan wrasse)
Lineage: Eukaryota; Metazoa; Chordata; Actinopteri; Labriformes; Labridae
Gene: cica
Product: capicua transcriptional repressor a
Biological process (GO): regulation of transcription by RNA polymerase II
Cellular component (GO): nucleus
Molecular function (GO): DNA-binding transcription factor activity, RNA polymerase II-specific; RNA polymerase II transcription regulatory region sequence-specific DNA binding
Source: RefSeq, a predicted model, not a curated record
GCGACUGUAGUGUAGAAUGUACAGGGCAGUAGUUUUUCCUCCUUUUAAGUUGCUUUGCCGGAGAAACAUGAACGGUCGCUGACUGGCAGCUGCGGACGACUGGCCACUCUGCCCUAUUUUACCCGGCGGACUCCACAGAAAAUCACUCUGGGGAACUAUAUAUUAUCUCUGAGUCUCUGGAAUAAGGUGGGCAAGUGCCGGAGUCGCGCAAAGAAGACGAGAAAGGAUGAGGGAGAGAGGCCCCGGCAGAGGAGGAAAAUAGAGAGGAAAGAAGGGGGAAACGAAAGAAACAAACAAGGCAAAGCAAACGAGGAACGCCAAAGAGAAUCUCUGGGAUAAAUAAAUAAAAAAGACUUGUUUGGAUAAAAAAGCAGGCUAGAUGAAAAGAUGAAGCCGAUAAAAAAACAGGGCCGACGCUCUCCUCCUUCAACUCGGGCAAAAGGGGGGAAGCGUCGAGGAGCGGGGGAUGCCCCAGAAGGAGGGGAGAAGAGGGACUCGGAUGAGAACCGAGACAGAAGCAGAUCCCCUCCAGACAGAGCACCCUCUUCUUCAUAUUCGUCUAACUCACACUCAGAAUCCUCACAGGUAGACCCAAUCAGAGCCCGUGGCCCUUCAGAGGAGGAGGCGCUCCACAGAGAAGGGUUGUCGGAGUCAACGGUGUCGCUCGCGAUGGAUUCUGGGAAAUUGUUGUCAUCCUCGGAUGAUAGAUCAGGGAGGUCAGCUGUGAGCGGUAGCAGCCACAGUGACAGUGGUGGUAGCAGCAACAGUAGUACGCCGAGCGCCAACAACAGCCCGAACCCAGCGCUCAGCCGGAAAACAGCCACGUUUAAGGCUCGAGUUCCCAAGAAGAAGUAUACCUCUGAACACUGCUCGUCUACUACUGGUAACCAUAGCAACCCUUCCUCUAGCACACCCCCUCCACUUCCUCUCGGUGGUGGGGUCAUCAACCACGGGUUAACGGGUUCAGGAAGUGACAUCUGUGUCUCACACCCUGAUGGCAACAGUCAGAGUAGGACCAUGAUGGACGACUUCCACAGCAGGACUACUGGCAGGGAGGGGAAUCUGAAAAGUUCCCCAGGACCCCCUCCUCUGUCACUAGUGGGGGAGAGGGAAAGGCCUGGAAGAGGUGAAGGAGUCAGAGAUGCAGAGCGGGUGUCGCCCAGCCCCCUGCCCCGCUGCUCCUCAACAGACACUGCCAGCGAGCACUCAGCUGACCUAGAAGUAGUCGGCGACUCACACGCCGUCAUACAUGCACCCACCAGCCUCCCUGAUGCGCUGUCUGAUGCUCUCGCCAAAGGGCUGAAGAAUCAGCGUGUCCUUGCUCGCCAGAUGAGGAGGAGUGACGAGGAGGAAGAAGGUGAAAGGAGUAACGGAGGGGUGAGUUCGGACUUGGUGUUUCGGGCUGGGGUAGUCCGCAAGGUCAGCGGUGAAUUUGGAAGUUUGGAGGUGCAACUGAAUGGGGAGAAGACACUGUGCUGUUAUCCAUAUCGACAUGACAGUCCUCCAGGGGUGGUGGACAUUAUCCUAGAUGCCUCGCCACCUGGAGUCCAUCCGAUACCCAUUGGAACCCGUGUCUGUGUACCAUUUGGCAAUGAAGAGGGCAGUGAGGGCCAGUGGCAGUGGUACAGAGAAGGUGUGGUGACGCAGGUGGACACACACCCUGCAGUGGCCAACCGCUAUCGUGUCCUUUUGUCCGAGGAAAGAUCUCUAUCUGUGGACGAGGAAGAGAUUUGCAGAGGGACAGCUGGUGCUACCCAGGCAGUUUGGGUCUCCCGACAAACACUCAGGCUUCUGGUGCCACCUUGGGACCUGGAUUUGCCAUCUGGAGCGGGUCGAGAUAGAGAAGAAGGGGUCAGGGACAAAGAAAGGGAGCGGGAAGACAGGGAAGAGAUAGAUGUGGAGAGGGAGGUGUGCCGUUUGAGCCAAGCGAUGACACCUAGUGUAGGGUCAGUAUUGGGGAGAGGAAUACCUUACCCAGGCAUGGUGUCUGUUUCCUCUUCAUCUGGCCACAACAUCACCUCCCCUGUAACCCCAGCGUCAGUCCUUAGCCUGGCUCCGGGGCGAGAGUGGGAAGGGGAGAGGGACCUCCAAAGAAAACAGGAUAGAGAUAGGGAAAGAGAGCGAGAAAGGGAGAACAGUGUAAAGCAGCAACAGCAGCACCAACAUCAGCAACACCACCCAUACAUGCCACUCACCCCUGAAGAAGACAUGGAGGUGUCCCACUUUAACAUGGUCCCAAUGGGGGCAAUCAUACCUGGGGCCAAACCAAUGGCAGUUCCCCAACACCGCCACAUUGUAUCUAAGCCCCCACCUGGCUACCUCAAUCCCCACAUGUCCGUGGUGCGGGGCAUCGGGAUACCCCCUGCACACCUGGCCUUGAACCCCCAUCCCCCUCCUUCACCUGUCCUGUUAGGCCUUGAUCCAGCAGCAGUUGCAGCAGCUGGUGCUGUCAUCACCAACCCCCAGCUCCCUCCUCUCCCUCCCAUCUCCUCCUCCACCCCAUCCUCCUCCAGAGUAGAGAAGGCCUCAGGAGGAGGGUCUUCCAGUGGAGGAGCAGGCGGUGGAUCAGGAUCAGGUUCGAACUCGUCCUCCUCAUCACGCUCCCGCACCCCACUGACGGCUGCCCAGCAAAAGUACAAGAAGGGAGAUGUGGUGUGCACGCCAACGGGCAUCCGUAAGAAGUUCAAUGGGAAGCAGUGGAGGAGGCUGUGUUCCAGAGAGGGCUGCUCUAAAGAGUCCCAGCGCCGAGGAUACUGCUCCAGACACCUCUCAAUGAGGACCAAGGAGAUGGAAGCCAGUGGUGGCAGCCGGGAUCGUGGAGGAGCCAGCAGCACAGGGACCCUGACGCCAUCUGACCUUCGUCUAAGUGGCGGGAGGGCCAGCUCAGAGUUUGACUGGGAUGAGACGUCUCGGGAAAGUAGCGAGGCCAGCAGUCGUGGAGGUGACUCCCGUCCUCGCUUGGUCCUUCCCUCUCUGCUCCCCCAGGACCUCUCUCGUUUUGACUUUGAUGAGUGUGAGGCAGCAACCAUGCUGGUGUCCCUGGGUGGUUCCCGUUCAGGCACUCCAUCGUUCUCGCCUAUCUCCAACCAGUCGCCCUUUUCCCCAACCCCAUCACCCUCGCCCUCUCCACACUUUGGCUUUCGUCCUGCCAAUUUCAGUCCAAUUACUGCUCCUUCACUUACCCCCCGGCGUCCUCGUCAUCUAAGUGGCACUAAGAUGGGCACACCAGGGGUUGAGCGAGAGCGCCAUCUCUCUGGAAUUUUGCCCACUUUUCAGACCAACCUGACUUUCACAGUCCCGAUGAGCCCCAGCAAAAGGAAGCUCGACUCCCACCCUCCUCCUCCACUGCCUGCAGUCCAUGACUACCAGACCAAACCUGAGCAGCAUCAACUAAUAGGCAUAGGGGGAGCUAUGGUUGGAGAAACAACCAUGGGCCACUGUCCUGCAGCUUUCAGAGUCCUCUCCCCCCAGAGUCAGCCCACAACUCCUUCCUCACUUUCCUUCCCCCGGCCUCGAAGUGCCACCAGCAGGCCACCAUCCUCUACUGCCUCCACACCCCCACCCAUGCUGGUCUCUCCCACUCCUCCUUCCCCACUGCCCCAGGAACCUUCUCCUCGUCGUAUUGUGCCCCUCCGUGAUUCACCAGUUAUUGUCCGCAACCCAGAUGUACCCCUACCUAAGUUCUCUGAUGGCCCACUAGGAAGGAGAGAAAGAAGCCGGUCCAGAGAGCACAGCCAGCCCCAACACGCAGCUCCCCCCGGCCUGCAGGUCCCUGUUCCAAUCAAUGGGGCUACUACCAACGGUGCUGUUCUCCUGCGCAACCCCACAUCCACACUUGUCCUGGUCACCUCCAGUUCGUCCCUGACUCCAGCUUCAGUGGGUAACCCUGCCCUGUCCAGCCCCUCCAGCAUCGGGUUAAUGCCCACUUCAUUGGGCUCAGUCCUAUCCUCCUCUGGAUCCGGGGGCAGAGAGAGAGAGAGGAAACCUGAGGGACACCAGGACGCCUCUGGAGGGGCCCUACCACAGCCGGUAGCCUGUCACCCUACCCCGACUGCCCUUCUGCCGCUCAUACUGCCAGCUGAGUCGCCUCACCCUGCUCCACGCAAGCAAAUCAUCAUGGGACGCCCAGGAACUGUUUGGACCAACGUGGAGCCUCGGUCGGUGCCAGUGUUUCCUUGGCAUUCGCUCGUCCCUUUCCUGGAGCCCAGCCAAUCAGGAGCGGCUGCCCAGCCUGCUGAUGGCCAACAGCUUGUCAAUCAGAGCAAAGAGCCUCGAUGCGCUGUGGCCCUGGUGAGCGACGGGCGGACUGGUCCCCCAGACCUCGAGAGGGGAUCUCCGUCGUGCCCUCCCCCGACCAAUGACAAUCCUCCUUCAGAGAGGGGCGGGGCUGACAGCGAAACAGAAAGUGAUACAGAUGACCCGUUUUCGCCAGGUGUGGCCAACGAUCCAGCUCCCUCCUCUGGCCCUAUGAAGAGACGCACACAGUCCCUCAGCGCCCUGCCCAAGGACGGAGACAGAAAGAGAGAGAAAGACCACAUCCGCCGUCCUAUGAAUGCAUUCAUGAUCUUCAGUAAACGCCAUCGCGCCCUGGUGCACCAGCGACAUCCCAAUCAGGACAACCGCACAGUCAGCAAGAUCCUGGGGGAGUGGUGGUAUGCUCUGGGGCCCAACGAGAAGCAGCAGUACCACGAUCUGGCCUUCCAGGUGAAAGAGGCCCACUUCAGAGCACAUCCAGAUUGGAAGUGGUGCAACAAGGACCGCAGGAAGUCGCUGUCAGAGGGCCGUGGGACGCCAAAGGAUCUUCGGGAGAGGAGCAUGUCAGAGAGCAUAGAUCCUCAUUUGGAGUCUCAGGUGCUGGAGGGGAAGGGAGGAGGCCCAAACUGGCCUGCGGGAUCAGAGCGUCGAGGGGGUCUGUUUGUGGGGCAGAACCCCCGUCCCAGAGCCUUUUCCCAGAGUGCUGUGCACACCCUGGAGCAGAGGGAGAGAGACCUGGAGAAGGACGGCGGCACAGGCUUGUUUCGCCAACGACCCAUGCCUCAGUCCAUGUACCAGGGCGGGGCCAGUGAGGACGUGACCAGCGAUGAGGAGCGUAUGGUCAUCUGUGAGGAAGAGGGGGACGAUGACGUCAUGGAGGAUUCCUGUCCUGAAGGCUCCAUUGACCUCAAGUGUAAAGAGAGAGUGACAGACAGUGACGAGGACGAACCGGAUGGACAGCAUGGCUUCCAGCCAGCGGCUCGCUCCUCGCUCCCCUCUUCCUCUCCCUCCAUCCCUCACUCUGACUCCACCUCAUCUAAAGGGAACAGCGGAGGGGGAGGAGGCGGCGGCGGUGCCGAGGAGGGAUCUGAGAGGAAGAGAAAGAGAGGUGCACAUGGAGGAGAAGAGGGGAGUGAGGGAGGAUCCAGGAGAGAGGAGACAGCAGCAGGGGGAGGAGAAGGAGGUGGGAAAAGUGUCUCCUCUCUGUCCGUGGCUGCCUCAACACCUGGCGUCCAGCCUGCCCUCGCUUUCGCUCAGUCCGGUUUGACCCAGGUCCUCGGCCCUGUCCGCAUGGCCCCCACUAUGGUGACCAAUGUGGUAAGACCCAUCGCCAGCACACCAAUUCCCAUCGCCAGCAAGUCGGUGGAAGGAGCCGUCCACCUCACUUCUCUGCCCCAGGACAAGAAAACCGCUCUCCUGAUUGGAGGAGGUGGGACUCAGCAGCUGCCAGGCGCCACAGGGGGUGGGUACCUGUCCUCAUCCUCCUCUCCUGGUCAAGUCAGUGUAACCCCUGUGGGCAGCAGCGGCCUGGUCACUAGCCUAGUUCUCAGUGGGCCCUUUCCUGCUGCCCAACCAAUACAGCUUCUCACCCCGCAGCCCCCGCUUCCUGUUCUCCCCCCAACUACUGCCACCUCCUAUCACACACCUCCCGCCAGCCUCAAGCCGCUAGCUCAGGUCCAGUACAUCCUGCCAGCCGAGAGCCCUUCCUCACCUCAACUCACCCACCAGCAAAUUAUCUCCCUGCCCACCAAUACUGCCCUGGCCAAUGGCGUGCACUCGGGGGCGGGGAUCAGAGUUGCGUCAGUCAGCCCUGGGACCAGAGUCCAAACCCAGUCGCCCGUCUUGCAGAGCAAGAUGUUGGUUCCCAUGGCAACAGUCAGAACAGGGUCUACUCCUCCUCAUCCUUCCAUCUCCCUGGUUGCUCCGCCCCUUCCUGUGCAGAACGGCACCGCGACAGGAAACAAGAUUAUCCAGAUAGCUCCCAUGCCUGUGGUCCAGACCAGCGUUCAUCCUGGUGGUGCAGCAGCAGCAGCAGCAGCAGCAGUGCAUCCUGGGAGCCCCUUUCCUGUUUCUGUGGCAACGGUGAUGGCUCCCGGUGCCACGCCUCCACAGACCGUUCUCCUGACCUCUCCACCCACCAGGAUCUCUUACGUCCAGUCUGGCCCUGGAGUUACAACAGCAUCACCACAGCAGGCCACACCCACCCAAGGCCCCGCCUAUCUCCCGUCAUCUCUGGCCACUCUUGGCUUCGCUGCCGUCGCCCCUCCUGGGCAGACCCUGGUUCAGCCAAUUGUUGGUCAACCACCACUCCUAGCACCCGCCCCGCCCCUGAGCUGUCAAUCACAGACCCCUCCAGGUCAGGCCUCAGGAACCGCUGUGCGUCAGGUACUUACUGCCAUCUAUCCUGCACCAACCAUUGCACUGCCUACUGGUGUGGUCUCUGCGGUCUCUCACGGUCUUACGACUGCAGUGGCCGCCCCGGCCCAGGACCUGAUAAAACCCUCCUCCCCAUCGGCAACAGGAGUCCAGGGCUCACCUGCAACGACCCCUCAGCCUAACGUUGCAGUGGAGGUGCAGCCAAAGGUGGAAGUGAAGAAGGAGAGACAAUCAGAUGGUCACACUGAGGACGGAUUGAAGGGGUUGACGAGCUGCCCGUUCAGUUCCUCAUUGGCCACCUGUAUGAGCAACAUGAUAACAGUUAAAAAAGAGGAGGACGUCUGUCUGCAAAUCAAAGAGGAAAAUCUGAGAGACGGACACAACAGCGAGACGGAAAAUGAGCGAGAGAACUCAGAGACAGACAGAGAGGACAGCAGCAGAGAGGCUGGACCUCGUUCCACUCCUCCAGCAACCUCAGGUUUGGACCCCCCUCCACCUCCCCCUUCGGAAAGAGAUCCCCCCUCUGCCUCAAAGAAGAUCAAGUUCAGACCCCCACCUCUCAAAAAGACACCUGACUCUCUCGACAAGGUUUUGUCUGAGACGUACUUCGAGGAGCGUUUUGCCGAGCUUCCAGAGUUUAAUCCCGAGGAGGUCCUUCCUUCGCCCACUCUGCAGAGUCUGGCCACCUCACCUCGAGCCAUCCUGGGAAGCUACCGCAGGAAGAGACGCAACUCCACCGAGCUGGAACCGACAGCAGAAGAGCCCAGCUCCCCAAGGAGGAAGACUCGCCGUCUCUCCAGCUGCAGCUCCGAGCCCAACACCCCGAAGAGUGCAGCCAAGUGUGAGGGCGAGAUCUUCAUCUUCGACAGACCAGGUACAGAAGGAGAGGAUCUUCUCGGAGAUAUAGACCGGGUCCCCUAUUCUUCUCUGCGUAGAACUCUGGAUCAGCGCCGGGCCCUGGUCAUGCAGCUGUUUCAGGAGCACGGCUUCUUUCCUUCAGCUCAGGCCACUGCGGCCUUCCAGGCACGCUACUCGGACACCUUCCCCACCAAGGUGUGUCUGCAGCUGAAGAUCCGAGAGGUCCGUCAGAAGAUCAUGCAGACGGCCACACCCGGAACCUUCGAGCUCGGCGUGCCAGCCGAAACCAGCCCUGCCCUGCCCCACAGUUCCUCCUACAAUCAAUCAACCCGGGAGGACGGAGGGGCGGAGCAGCAUGGAGACAAAGGCCGGAGCCCUGAGGAGCCAAAAAGCGAAGGAUCUUAAUCUGGAGGGGAUUCAAAAAUAAGUGGAGAAAUCGAGAAAAGGAAGAAGAGAGAGAAGGGAGUGUGUCAUCCCCGCAGAAUGUUCUUGUAUGUGUUGCACCAGUUCUCCAGCGGGAUCCGAUCUACUGGCACUAAAAUCUCCGCCAGACCUGGGCAAAAAAAAGAAUCCUUUGACUCUGGUCACUAAUAUUCAAACUACACAAGGCAGCGCUUGAUUUGUCUAAUCAGACAUUCACGACUCAAGAAGAGCCUCGAAGUGGAUGAACAACAUGCAAGUCCCGAUGAGUCACGUGCUCCUCGUAGUUUUCUUUUUCUUUCCAAUUAUGAAGAAUAUUUUCAGUUAACACUCUGCCCAGGUCUGCUCUCAGCACAUUUGUACAGUAGUUUGUAGUUUAAGACACACAAACACACACUCUCUAUCUCUGGCACAUACACACACACACACUGGUGCAUAUAUAAUCUCCAGCAUGCACAUGAUCCCACAUAUACACACAUGCGCGCACACACACACACACACACACACACACACACACACACACACACACUUACCAAAUCAGACUGUUACUCUUGGUUGGAAGUCCACAAGGGCCGCCGCCAAUGACCACGACACACAAAGGCACUUUGUCACUUAUUGUGCAGAUGCAGUUUGCUGUUGCCAGCCAGCCAGCCAGCCCUCAGAUGCCAUUGACUUGACCUCCUUCUCGCCCCCUCCACUCCUCAGCACAGUGGUCGGGACACAAAACACAACCCCAACGACCUCCACUUAUAUUCCACAGCCCCUCGAUGCUGCAAGACAGACAGCACACACAGACAUAAAUAUACUGUACAUUACACGCAGACACACAAACAUGGACACAUCUGUGCAGUGUGAGCACUUGUACACAAACAUCGUCAACUCUGGUCUGACCAAGCCAUCGGCCUGCACAGUUUUUAGUGAUUGUAGUGAGAAGAGAAGCUGAACGCAUGAAAUCUAUUCGCUCCUGGAAAAGAAAAGGAAGAGCAGGAGUUGGGAUGUAGUGUGACCAAUAUUUGCACCUUCAGUUAUUGCCAUUAUGAAAGACUGAGUCCUCAUUGGCGGGAGCUGAUUAUAUAUGUCUGUAUGUCUGUCGGGGCGCCCUCCCCGAAACCUGUGUGAACAGGCUCCGUAAAGAGAUUAUGUAAAGAGACUAAUGGUUGUGAGGCUUUGAAGAUUCAACGUAAAGUUCGACACUGACUGGCUCUCAUCAGAGCGCGCAGGGAAAACACUGAAGAAGAAACUGGAUGAUGUUCAUUGGACGGGAGUUUCAUAUUCCAACUAUAGGAACACAGAUAAUAAUAGCGAAUAAGGACAAGAAGAGAGUGAAAAAGUAGAAUUUUAACCAAACUUCUCUGAAUCUCCCAGUGGAUAUAAUGUUGCUUUCUCUCGUUAUCGUUGCCGUGGAAAUAACCAGUUUUACCGUGGCCUGUUUUUCUCUCGUGGCUCUAUUGUGUUUCUUCUCCAGCAUAAAAAAAAAAUCACAACAAAAAAGAAAAAAAAAAAACUUUGGACAAAGAAGGGGACAAAUCAGUUGGUGGCAGCCCCUACUUUUAAUCAUACCUGGGGCGGUUCUCCACCCAGCCUCCCCCCUUCUCUCUGCUACGAUUUCUCACCAGACAGAAGAGGGGGAGCAGGGGUGUUCGUCGUUUUGUUAAAAACGCAGAAUUCAGGUGUUUGCACAAUUUGUGCGGCCCCUCUCAUCUGGGACCGCCGCAAGUUAAAUCAGGAAAGUAUUGUUUUUAGAGAUUGUUUUAGUAGAAAAAAUAAUAACCUUGUUCCGUAUGUUAUCAACCCCCUCUUUUCCUCCCCUGGUCCUCCCUUUCUUUCCCUCUCCUGUCAUUUUUCCUCAGUCCUGUCCAUCCUCCCUUCCUUACCUCAAUCGGGUCUCUACGGCCCCCUCAAGUGUUGUUAGAAAGUGCCCUUAAGCACUGGUCCCGGGUCAAGCGCUAUGUAGCUCAGGAUGGCUCUGGUUAGGGUUAGUUCAGGGAAAGCAGAUCCUAGACCAGCCCUGGAGGGCAGUCUCUGGAGCCCUCCCCUCUUCCCUCUCUUCUUGACACUUUAUCCUUUCCCGUCAAAUGGUGCAAUAGGACAUUUCUUUUUUGGAAGUGGGUGGGUUAUUUUGUUUCCGGGGGAAAGGCUCCGUGCCAUAGAUAUUAAACCCAGUGCAGUCAGUCAGUGAGAGGAAUGAGAUGUUGUGAUACUAUCUUUAACUAUGGUAUAAAACAAACAAAAAAAAAGAAUCACACAGUUAUUGUUCUUGUUGAAGAGAUAGAGGGUUUAACUUACUAAAAGUCAAAGACAACUUUUGAAUAGCACUUUUUGGCUCUUUGCUUCCUCUGUGAAGAGUGGGGUAGUUAUUACUAUGGGUAUCUCUUUUGUUUCUCUGUAUACAGUUGGAUGUGUGCAAAAAUAUAUAUACCGGUAUUUCCAUAUAUGUGCAUUUAGGUCUGUGUUUGGGUGUGUGUGAAUGUUUUAGCACAUGCAGGUAGUGUGUGUACACGACCAACCUCUCGUUCUUUCUCCACUAAGCAACAUAAUCAAUAGUAUAUUUUUCAUUGUAUUCAACAUUCUAUAUUCUACUCUAGAGACAGUAUUUUUAUAGUCACCAAGACUAUUUUGUCCACCAUCUUGACUGUUAUUGAACCAAGUUGAUUCAGGAUAUAUACACGAUAUAUAUUCAGGAUAUAUAUAUAUAUAAAUAUAUAUAUAAAGACACACAGGUAAUACAACGACUAUCAAUUCUCACCUCUGGGGUUAGGGCUGUUAAGUGUCCAUCUGCAUGCAUGUGCAAUCACAUGCACACGUGCACACACACCCACACAGACAUAUGUGCACACACACACAUGUAUGCGUGUACACUGUAUGAUUGUGCUUAAAAAUAAACUGUCCUUACUUUGGAGAAGGAAUUUUAGGAUGAGCGAUGUGAGUGUAUCUCAUAAGCAGGCAUGUUGACCAUGUGCAAUAUUUCUAAACAACAAAAAAACUAAAUAUUGAAAAUAUUAAAGACCUAACACAAUG